AUGGCUUCUGAACUCUGUUUUCGGGAAAAGGUACAUGUUGUGCCUCCCUUCGAAAUAGUAUUUCCUUUAGAUCGCGAGAUCGCCAUGCUGAAGUUUAAUUUGCACACUCUUUGGCUGUUCACACGCAGCGACCUGAAGGCCGUCUUAUUCCCAACCAUCAUCUUUGCGACAUGCGGAGCCUUGUCGGGAAAAAUCGUCACCACUAAGGAGGACGUCACCAUUUCAGGUGUUCUCAGCCGGUUGCCGCUCGUUGCUGUGUGGACCUGGGUCCAUCUGCUUGUCCAUGACAUUGCAAAUCAGCGCCUAACCCCCGGCAUCAUAGAAGACAGAAUAAACAAACCUUGGCGGCCGUUACCAGCUGGUCGUAUUACCCAAGAUCAUGCAAGCAAACUGCUUCUUGUUGUUACCCUAGCUACCUUCGCUAUAUCCUGGCAUCUUGGAACCCUGAGGGAGUCAGUUACACUGGUGGUCCUUACCUGGAUAUAUAACAACCUUGGAGGAGCAGACAAGCACCCAAUUCUGCGCAACGUCCUUAAUGCCUGCGGUCUCAUCUCCUGCAACGCGGCUGCGACGGUCAUUGCGGCGAGUUUGGGACACACAUCUUUCACACGGAAUGCUCACGCCUGGUCUGCCAUUGUCGCUAGUGUCAUUGCCUCAACGAUCCAUGUACAAGACUUUUCUGAUUCCAGCGGAGAUGCUGCUAUUGGGCGACGAUCGAUUCCAUUGGUAUAUGGCGAUGGACCGGCGAGGUGGUCUAUUGCUGUCCUAGUCACCACCUGGUCCUUUCUGUGUCCUUGGUACUGGGGGCUGAGAGUUGUCAGCUAUAUUAUGCCUGUUGUGAUAGGGGCCAUGGUGCAUUUGGAGCAUGACUCUGUACUGCUUGCCUCUGUGCAGAUGAUAGGUCUGGAGGCAGGUGUGGACAAGACCAGCUUGGAUGAAUAG
Messenger RNA from Endocarpon pusillum Z07020, 942 nucleotides. RefSeq lists its product as uncharacterized. NCBI's taxonomy places the organism in Eukaryota, Fungi, Ascomycota, Eurotiomycetes, Verrucariales, Verrucariaceae. Gene Ontology annotation, cellular component: membrane. Gene Ontology annotation, molecular function: transferase activity, transferring alkyl or aryl (other than methyl) groups. The coding region runs from base 1 to 942 and encodes 313 amino acids. The record is from RefSeq and is a predicted model, not a curated record. The transcript has 2 exons.